Batrachochytrium dendrobatidis JAM81 is the source of this 745-nucleotide messenger RNA. RefSeq lists its product as uncharacterized. The record is from RefSeq and is a predicted model, not a curated record. The transcript has 2 exons. Bases 73 to 387 code for a protein of 104 amino acids. Lineage: Eukaryota; Fungi; Chytridiomycota; Chytridiomycetes; Rhizophydiales.
AGCAGGAGUCUCGGGGACAGCUGGAGUAGUGGCAACAGUUGGGACGGGAGUCUCACCACCCUUGGUCUUACGAUGACGGCACUUCUUCUUGGUUGGGUAAGCUGGAGUAGAUGCUUCGGGAACUGGAGUCUCGGGAACAGAUGGGGUAGUGGCAACGGUUGGGACUGGAGUCUCGGCAGUGGGGUAAGCUGGAGUAGUGGCAACAGUUGGAACCGGUGUCUCGGGAGUGGGGUAAGCAGGAGUGCUGGCAGCAGUUGGGACUGGAGUUUCACCGCCACCAUAUGGAACUGGUACAACUGGAGUAGUGGCAACAGUUGGAACCGGUGUCUCGGGAACGGGAUAAGCAGGAGUAGAUGCAACAGUUGGGACGGGAGUCUCAACAGGUGAUUCACAUGGUGUAGAGACAACAGUUGGGACGGGAGUCUCGGGAACGGGGUAGGCUGGAGUAGGGGUGGGAGUAGCCUUGGGUGCUGGAGUCUCGACAGGUUUGCUGUGAUGAGCAGUAGUAUGCUUGGAAGCACUAGAAUUAUGGUGAUAGCCGUGCUUAGUAGUAGUAGUAGUGCUGGUAGAAGACUGGGGCUUAGGAACGGGAGUUUCAACUAUCGAUGUGGUAGUCGAUGGAACAGCGGGAGUGGUGCUGGGAGAGUUGUUACCAUAGCCAAAAGGAGCGGCAGUAACAGCGGCAGCGAGUGCAAGGACGAAAAUGGAAACCUUCAUAUUCUAUAAAGUAUGUAAUACACAAAUU